AUGAUGCUGCGGCCCGUGUGCCAACUCGAGCAAAGCGAAAUGAAUGAAAUGAGCCGCCCCUCUUCCCCUGAGCUUUCUUUGAAUCCCGAUGACACACAACUUUGUCUGCCUCUUCGAAUCCUCAGCUCGGGUGUUGCCAUGACUGAAUUAGCUUUUAGACGUCGUUUUCCUCUUUUUUUGUCCAUAUCUUGCAUUUUGUAUGAAAAUAUACGUCACUUUUUUUUUUUUUUUUCUAAAUUUACGGCUACUUUCUUAAAAAAUCAUCUUUUUAGAGGAUUUGGAUUAAAAGGAAUUUUUAUUUAGCUGAAGAUUUAUAGUUUUCAAUCUCGUAGAAAAAAAGUGUCGGAAAAAAAUAUGCAAUUAUUGUUUUAUUUUUUUCGCUUUAUCCUUGUUUCUUUUUCCAUCAAAUGGUAUUUCAAAAAAAUAUUAUGAUUUCAUCAAGGUUGAUGAGAAAAAGGUGAACGUACAGCGAAAUUAGCAUAGUUUUUUUUAUUUUUUUUUAUCUAGUGACUCCUUUUUUUCCGGCGGCUUUUCUUCUCUUAUUAUGACUAUCAUUCCAUGAACCCAAAGUUAGAAAUGUCACGUUUUCGUGAACUUUUAAGCGAAUACUGUACUCUCAGGCCGUAUGGAUGAGAGCGGCGGCAAGAUCGAAGACGUCGACGAGCGGCGGCUGAACCGCGUCGCCUACGAGUAUCUUUGCCGCCUCUUGCAAGUCAGAAUGUGAUUAUUGUUCUCAUUUUCUCAACUGAAGAAUAUCAUCUUCAGAUGGCUCGCCGAGUGUCUGAAGGACGAGCAGAUCGUGAACGUGAACGAACUCGAGGAAAACCUUCGGAAUGGUGUUCUCCUCGCCCGCCUCGCGCACUCUUUCGCUCCAGAAGUCGUGCCUCUGAAAGGCGUCUUCGACGUCAAGCAGGAGCGUUUCCAGCAGAAUGAGAACACUCCCGUCUACCGCCACUCGGACAAUAUCAUGCAGUGGCGUCGUGCCAUGGAGAGUAUCCAUCUGCCUGAAGUCUCCUCCUUUUUUUUCAAUCCACUUAUUUUAUUUUUUCAGAUUUUCAUUCCCGAAACGGCUGACGUCUUCGAAGGUCGCAACCAAAAGACUGUUUUCUGCCUUUGCGCUCUGGCGACUCUUCUCCAUCGCCUUCGGAAGGCGCCGCCCAUGAGGAACGUCGCUGGACAGGCGAAAUUUCACAAGUACCGCAUUCUUAGUUUGGAACAGUCUUAGGAAAAAAAAAUGAGUUCAGUUUGGUCCCUUGGGGGCAACCUUAGGGGCCCAUGGAGGGUCCCUUCUAGUGACCACUUUGCCAACCCCUCUAGGGAACUCUAACGCUUAAAAAAGUGGCCCCUCUAGGGGCAACCUUGUCAAUAAUUGUUAUGCAUUCUAUGCGAACAAGCAUUUCCACACAAGAAAAAAUGAAAUGAAUAAGCGUUUCUCGAAUAAAUUUCAAAGAUCCCUUUAGGGACCACUUGAGCUUUAGGAGUAAAGAGGUCAGACCCUAAACCUAUAUAGGGACUACUUUGAUCGUACCCCUACAGGGACCACUUUGAUCUUACCGCUACAGGGACCACUUUAGCUCCCCCUAUAGGAACUUUUUUUCCGCCAAACCAUUAUAUCACUCUAAAAUUCGUAAGUGUUUCCAUCAGAACUUUUCUCAAAAAAAAAAACCUUGCAGUGCCUAAUUUAGAUGACGAGCUCUCUGAGAUGAAGCUUAACCUGAAAGAUUCCAAACUUCCUGAGUUUGGAGACGUCGGAAGUCUUUUGACGGGUCGCCGAGAAAAUGCCGAUCUUCAGGCGAGGGCUAUCGAAACAAUUCGUGACGCCGUCAAAUCAAAAGUUUGAAACUGCCUUUUUUCUCCUUUGAUCUUUUAAAUUAAGGAUGCGACGGAGCUAGUCAAGGCCCUGAAAUCGUCUGAGGCCGGAAUCGAAUUCGUUGAGGAGAAUCUCGCCGAAGAGUAUCUGGUCAAGUUGACGUCCGUGGACGAAGUCGAGUUCACCAAGCCUUUUGUGCAGAGAAUCGUGGUCGAAACGAAUAGUUUGUCCUUUUUUGUGCGAACAAUCAUCAGAACUUCAGAUGAAAGCGCCCUCGAAAAACUGGAUAGAGCGCUUGGAACAGACGAUGGAGAGCAACUUCUUCAUAUUCUCGACGUUCUUCAGUUUGAUGUUUUUUUCUUUGUGGUUCCCGCAAAUCGAUCCAUUAUCUCAGGACGUGCGGCCAACAGCUUUGCUCCUGUAUUCGACAUUACUGCAACGAGAGAAGAAGAACUCGGGAAAGUCGCUUGACAGGGAAAAGGUCGCCGAAAUCAUUGCAGGUUGGAGGCUUUUCCCAGCUGGGAAUUAAAAGAGAAGUUCAGUGGCGAACGCCCUGGUGGAAGUUCGUGUGGCCGUCGACCACGGCUCAUCUGAAGACGUCCUCCUCGCUCUCCGACAUCCCGCCCUCCAGCUGAACCCUUCUCCAAACAAUGCUCGUCUCUACUACAACAGGUCCUCAAUUCAUACUCACCUUUAUCUAAAGCCGGUUCUCGGCUUACUUAGGACCCUAGGAGGCCUGGCCAUACACCGGCUGGACCCCACCCCAGCCUUUUGCGCGCGAAAAAAAAAUUUGAAAAUGUACUCAAGUAGGCCGCAUUUUUUGGGGGGCUGGGGUAGGCCGCACUCCGUGGUGGAAUCUAACCGACGUAUGGGCGUGGCUUGUCUGCGCUCUCCACGAGCCAGCACUAUCUCGUGCAUUAUCGUGUCAGGACCCAUUUUUCGAUGGCUCAAGCUAGCCGUGAAUCAUAUUUAUGAAGGAAAUUUCGGUUCAUUUCACAGAAUUUGAAGUUUGAACUGUUUUGGGCCGCCCGGAGGAAGUUUUAUUCUGAGAAAAGCGAAAAAAAAAGUUUGACUCAAAAUAUAGAUGGGCAAGUACAACUCCUUCAGCCUGGGAGGAGGGAUUGGCUUGCAAAAUUUUCAAAAAAUCAGGAAUAUAAUCAAGUUUCACCCUCAGGAAGUUAGUUUCGACCAAAAUAGUGCAAGUUUUAGACUCAGGUCGGGAAAACUUGGAAGGAUGGGUCGGCGGCCUCUAAAAAUGGUCUAGAAAUGGUGUGCUGAAAAUUAGAAAAUUCUCCUAAUUUUUCAUUUUUCGUGGAUCCUGUUUCAGUUUUCUUGUCCUGAUCAUUUUCAUCGUUAUGGUGAUGCUGGUGAUCAAUUUUCUAGAAGCUUGAAUUUAUUAACUUUCUGUGUGUUUUCAAAUUUUUCACUAGACUUUUGAAUUCCAUUCACAAACAUUUGGACCUCCAGCUGAAUUUUUUCAGAAUCCGCAAAGAGUACGAGUCAAAGGCGGAAGGGGAGUUUCUGACUCGAAAUGAGCUUGAAUUUUUCCUCAUCGAAUACGAUGAUAUUUCUGCCGACAAGCGACAAGGUUUUAUCUUUUUCUCAAGUUUUAAUGGAUUUCUUUUUCUGUGGUAAUACCAGGAUGAAGGGAUUAUAGCGGGAUUUUUCGACAUUUAGCUUUUUUUGAAAAAGUACUUUUUUUACUUUUCUGGUUUUUGGUUUUUUGAACGUUUUUCAUUCUCUGAUGUCAGAGAAUCACUUAAUUUCGAACAGUUUUUUUGAAAAAAAGUAAGAAAUGAGUGGAUUUUUGAAAGCACUAAAAAGGUGCUUAUUUUCAAUAAUUAAAUCAAUUCUUUGUUUAUAUGUCGAUUUAAUUAUUCAUUCCCUAUUGUCAUGUUUGAAUGUUAUAUUUUAAUUCCAUUUCAUACUUUUAAAACAUCAGUAGAUGUCGAUUUCUUUUAAAAAAUGGUAUUAUAAAAACAAAGCCACAGAAAUGCAUUUUCCGAAAGAUCUGAAGCCUCUGACAAAUCUAGAUCUCUUAGAAUCACUAGAUUUACUGGAAAUUAGGAGUUUCUGAGGCAUCUUCAUGAGAGACGCUUUGCCGAAAGAGGAGUGGGAAUUUUAAAUUUAGACUCCAGUAGUUGUUUUCGAUCAGAGUUUAAAAUUUUCUGAAUGAUAAUAAAAAAUAUGUCAUACUACAAUUGAAAGAACAAAAAAAAAUGAAUCAACCGAAGAGAACCAAGAAUUUCCAAAAAGGAAUAAAUAGUGCUUAUGGAUUUAAAAACCAUUUUAAAGCAAUAAAGAAGUGUUUUAUCUAUUUUAUUUCAUCAAUAGAGUACAAAAAAAUUACAGGGAGUUGAUCAUAGGAAAUGAAAAAAAUGAAAUCGACAAUUCAACAAAAAAAUUGAGUGAAAAAUAAGCACUUUUUUUAGUGCUUUUAAAUUCCACCAAUUUCUUACUUACAAAGAAAAUUGUUGUAAAUGAAGUGAUUCUCUGACAUCAGAGAAUGAAAAACAUUCAAAAAAGCAAAAUGUCGAAAAUACCGCUAUAACUCCUCCAUCAUAUACUACUCUCAGUACUCGAACUGAAAGCUGCACUGGCGAAUAAGGACGACGAGGCGGUCUUGAGUUUUUUGAAAACUUCGACUUUUGCCGAAAUUGUCAUUGAACAGAACUCCGAGUUUUAUAUCACGAAGCUGAAAAAGAAAAUCGGUAAGUCUGGAUUAAAUUAGUUUUUCUUUUUCAAUUCUUUUUAUUUUUUUUCCCCUUUGAAAGGAAAAAUCUUCUUUUGAAUGCGUUUUUUUGAAAUUUUUUUAUUGUUCUUAUUAGUAUCCUUAACACUUUUAAAAAAACCUGUUUCAAGCUUUUUUUGAGAAAUUUUUUUACAAGAACUAUUUUUUUAAAGGAAAAAUCGCGUAUGGUUGAGCUUUAUGAGACUUAAGCAUCAUGAUUCAUUAAACGGAAUUUAUCAUAUUAUAUUGAAAAAAGGCAAAACAAUAGCAUGAAAAACCCGACGCGUUCCCCGCACGCGCCGUCAGGGUUUGAGUAUCAAAAGCGGCUUUAAAGUAUUUUUCUAGAAGAAAGGGAUCCUUCAAAGAGGUCUCGUGACGAAAUUUCAUGAUUUGAGCUUAUUAGCCAUGUACGAAUUAUCAAAAGUUACGAAGAGAUGAUAUAUUUUCAGCCGACAAGCUUGGAAGAGCUGGGCGAGGCUCUGCGUGACGUCAACGAGGAGACUGGCCGCGCAUUUUCUCAUUUGGACACGCGUGAGCUUUUCUCCCUUGAUCCUCCUGAGCCAGAUCUGCGAACGCUUUAGGGACAUGAUAUCCUGGUCAUAUAGGUCGCAGAAAAAGUUUCGGAAAUUGUUCCAGUUUCAUUAAUUUGCAAAAAAAAAAUCCUGAUCAAGCUCGGUUUCGUUUGGAGUUCAGGCUGAGUUGAAAAUAAAAAAGAGCGUUAAGAUAGUUUUUUCUCUUGAUCGAAUAUGUUGUAGAACACGAUUCUUAGGAUUUUUUGAAAAAAAAAACAAAAUAUCAUGACUCGAUUAGUUUUCGAGAUACGGUAGCUCAAAGGGUUACGGUAAAAAGUUUCGAAAGUUCAUACAUCGGAAAAAAAAAAACAUUAACGAAUCCCAAUUGAAGUUUGUCACAAGGUUUAUUCACUUUCUAAAAUACUAAAACUUCACACCUGCUCAUUAUUGCUCAGACUAGAGAGUUUUUUUCUUAAAAAGUUCCAAAGCAGUAUAUAAAGCUCUGAGCCGGGGUUUUCUCUGGGCUUCUUCAAAAUCACGGAAAAAUGCUCUAUCGGAAAAAAAAGUUUUCUAUUGAAAAAAAAUACUCUAUCUAUUGGGUUAAACUUGGAUUAGGCUAUAAUAUUAGACUGCUGUUGAUCUUUUCCAGCAAGAACAGCCAUUCAAUUCGCCGAGAUCCGACGAUUUUUUCAGUGAUCCGCCUGAACAAAGCCAUGACUGUGGAUCACGAGUCUUCGGUCCGUCUGAACCUGGUGUCUCUAGGAACGUCGAUGAAGAGCGACGCGUUCCGCCGAGAACUUCUCCACUGGUACAUUCAGAGGCUCAUCAAGGUUGACAUUUCUCGCUUCGUCUUGGAUCGAAUUGGACUCUUCUCAGGAGUCGCAGCACCGACUGGCCCAAGUCGAGCCGCGGAACGAGUUGGAAAAGAAGUGGCUCCACUUUGACUUCGAAUUCGGAACUGUUUGGGCUGAGACGGUCACGUUGCACAGGAGUACUGUGCCGAUGGAACCUGUCGAUGAGAGUUACUUCACUUGGGAAGAAAUUGAAGUGAGCGAGGAGAACCUGUCACUUCUACGUUUCAAAAUAAUUAGAAAAAUCGUACUUAAACGUUUUUUAUUGGUUUUUCAAACUGUUUGGAUUUAUUUAGGCGCAGACUUCUUUUGAGUUGGAAAAAAGGGCGUUUCGUUAACUUUUUCUCAAGAUCAAGUGUUUUGUAUAGUCCGUCCGUCGCGACUUGACAGUUUUCGCGUGUCUGCGCCUCUGUUCCCUCACCAGCGUGGUCAGAGAAACAUGGAAACAGCACGUAAACAUGAGAGAGACGUUUAGAGAUAAGGAGAGUGCAGAGAAGUUCCAAAAAACGAAGUAUAGAACCCGAUUUUUAGAAUUAAAAAAAACCUAAUAUUCUCGGCUAGUUUUUGAAAUACGGUCGCUCAAAAGAUUAUGGUAAAAAGCGGCGAAAUUUUUCGACAAAUCUUUGUACUUCUUUUGGGUUUUUAAAACCUCUCUGACAGUUGUAAAUCGACCAGAUAGAAAGGAAAUUAUUUCUGAAAAUGACUUCGUUAUCCUUUUAUCAUGAACUUUAAGAGAAUGCUUGACGAAGAAGACGUCAAUUUCGACGAGUACUACAAGACGAACGAACAGCAAGUGGUGAAGUCGCAAAAGAAUCUACGCAAGUUCCUCGAGCAAAAGCGAAAGAAGCAGAUGGAAGCCAGGCAAAAGUCGAUGGAACAGGCCGCUCUCACCAUCCAGAACCACUACAAGUCUUAUCGCAACAGAAAAGAUUUGGAGCUGCUCAGUUAGAAUCUCUUUUUGGUUUUGUCUCAUUGGUCUUUUCCCCCCACAGAAAGCGCCGAAAAGCCAAGCCUCUCUUUGGUUCGGAAGUUUGUCAAGAAUCUGCCGCGGUCCGAAGUUAGUACAAGCGACGAGUUUGGUAGUUGUCCGCUUUUUAGGGGAGAACUUUGAACUUCUUUUCAGAAGUAGCUGAGAUGAAAUCGAACGUGGCUCAGUUGAUGGCCGCGAAUCGACAGCUGGACGCCAACCUCGUGGAGUUGGACGAGAAGAUCGGACUCCUCAUCAAGAAUAGGCUCAACCUCGAGGUGAGAACUCCAGGGGAAAAGUUUGACCGAAAGAAAAAAUAUCAGUCUUUUUCGUCCUACGCCUUUGUACCGGUUGAGCGGCAUCGACGCUUCAAUUCCAAUAACCGAGGUCCUAUCCUGAUAUCAGUGAUAAUCAGUAGACUGGCUCUAGUGACAAAUCCUUUCUUGUGGGAGACUGCUGAGGAUUAAGAAUUCGUGGUUUUCACGCUACCAACAUUCCUUGAACCGUUUGGUUAGGUCGAGUUGGGGAUCGAACUUGUGACCCUCUGGACCGUAGACAGGCACACAACCUGUUGCGCUACGGCGCGCCCCAAAGAAAAAAAAUGCGGCCGGUUUUACGGUAGUUUAGAUAGGAUUUUCGGUGAUACAAUUAAAACUUGUGUGCUUUUUGUGACGUAAGUUGUUUAAUUUUCGAUUAACAAAUUGCAAAACAAAAAAGAAAAAAAGUUCCUGGCUUUGAAAUUGACGGCUCGAUAUUGCCCGUAGCACUGUCCAAAACAUUCGUGUGUUAGUUGUUGAUCAGAAAAAAUACAAUGAAACGUGUAGGAAGUGAUGGCUCACCGCGACAAAACGGCCGAAGCCGCCGACGCUUUCUCGAUGCGGGCCAUCAGCAUGCGCAAACGCGACAAACUGCCCCUCUCCACCUUGGAGCAGCUCUUUUUCUACCUCCAGACUCAGCCUGCACACCUGGCCAACCUUAUCGAAGGUAUCUCCCCCUCUCGUUUCCUCAUCAACAUUUUUUCUAGCUCGAGGAAAGAAAGGCCUUGACGAUUUGAUCAACGACGUGAUUUGCCCAAUCUUCGGCUUUCUUAGCGACAACAGGGAACAAUUUUUGAUGGUUUCUCAGUUUGAAAAAAAAAAGGAAAGUUUAAUAUUUUCUAGGUGCGUAUGCUCUGCGAACUCAUCACCAGAGACGUUGAGAAAAUGAACCGGCUGGAGGAGCUACCGACGACGAACUGCGUCCAGACUGUUGCCCAGUUUUUCACUAGCAGGUGA
Molecule: messenger RNA, 8145 nt
Organism: Caenorhabditis auriculariae
Lineage: Eukaryota; Metazoa; Nematoda; Chromadorea; Rhabditida; Rhabditidae
Source: the annotation of a GenBank genome assembly